GGGGUGUAUAUAUAGAAAUGAAAAGUAGGUGAUGUAGUAAAAAAUGGAGAGACAUAUAGUGAGAAAAUGAGGUGAAAGUGGGAUGAAAUAUUUAAAUUUUGUAUGUUGCUGACGUUUUGUCCGAUGGCUAGAGGGAGAGAGAGAGAGAGAUGCGUGCAGAAGAGUCUACUGUAGAUAGGACGCUGUUUGGUUGCUGCAUUAAUGAUUAUGAGAGGAAGGCAUUAAUAACGGUGACAGAAGGUGAAUAAACCCUAAUAGUGUACAAGAUGUUUGACAUAAUGGCCAACUAAUACUGGAGUAAUAAGAAAGAAGGAAUCUACGGAAGCAUGCAGACAAUUGUUGAAAAUGGAAUAAAUGAAAAGAAAAAGCAGCACCCAAGUGGUCAAAACCCUGUAAUGGUAUCGUGAAACAGUGACUUCAUUUCAGAGCGCGUUGGAGACGAGGACAGUUGGGCCAUUAAAUCACUCAGGCAUAGGCAGAUGAGCCUCAUUUACUCCUUCGAAAGUGGCAGCUGAGUAAUUUGAGUGAACCUUCUCACACUGUGGUAUCUACUCUUUCAGUGUAUAUAAAGCACUUGUUCAUUGCUCAAAAAACGCACUCAGUUCAGUUACACAUUCCUUUUCUUCUUCCUCACAAUGAAAGUAGUUUGGAAUGGCGUUGUGGUUGUGUUUGGCUUGUGCAUUGUACUUGGCACUGUAGUGGGGGAGGUUGAAAAGGUUGAGGAUGAGAAGCAUUUGAUUCAUCCACCACAUUUGUUGGGGCCAGGGAUUAAGCAUGGUGGGCUUGGCUUCGGUGGUGGUGGAGGUUUAGGAGGAGGAGGAGGCCUAGGUGGUGGCUUUGGUGGAGGUGCAGGUGGAGGUGCAGGUUUAGGAGGUGGAGGUGGACUAGGUGGUGGUGGAGGUCUAGGAGGCGGUGGUGGAUUUGGUGGAGGAACUGGUGGUGGCAUUGGAGGUGGUGUGGGUGGAGGCAUUGGUCAUGGAGGAGGUUUGGGUCAUGGAAUAGGUGGUGGCAUUGGUGGUGGAGCCGGUGGUGGUCUAGGAGGUGGAGGUGGACUUGGUGGUGGUGCCGGUGGUGGUCUAGGAGGUGGAGGUGGACUUGGUGGUGGUGCCGGUGGUGGGCUUGGUCAUGGUGUUGGGGGUGGUCUAGGGGGUGGAGGUGGACUAGGUCAUGGUGUUGGUGGUGGCAUUGGCGGUGGAGCUGGCGGCGGUGGUGGUGUUGGAGGUGGAGGUGGGUUAGGUCAUGGUGUUGGUGGUGGUGUUGGAGGUGGAGGUGGGCUAGGUCAUGGUGUUGGUGGCGGCAUUGGCGGUGGAGCUGGUGGUGGUGUUGGAGGUGGAGGUGGACUAGGUCAUGGAAUUGGCGGUGGCAUUGGUGGGGGUGCAGGUGGUGGUGGUGGGCUUGGCCAUGGUGUUGGUGGCGGCAUUGGUGGGGGAGCGGGUGGUGGUGGUGGACUUGGCCAUGGUGUUGGUGGUGGUGCAGGAGGAGGAGGUGGAUUUGGCGGCGGUGGUGGUGUAGGUGGUGGUGGAGGGUUUGGAGCUGGCGGUGGAGUAGGAGGAGGAGGAGGAGUUGGCGGAGGUGGAGGUGGUGGUGGUGGAUUUGGUGGUGGUGGUGGUUUUGGAGCUAGUGGUGGAUUUGGCGUUGGGGGUGGUGCCGGGUUUGGUGGUGGAGUUGGUGGUGGCAACUAA
Cajanus cajan (pigeon pea) is the source of this 1682-nucleotide messenger RNA. NCBI's taxonomy places the organism in Eukaryota, Viridiplantae, Streptophyta, Magnoliopsida, Fabales, Fabaceae. The record is from RefSeq and is a predicted model, not a curated record.